AUGAGAAGCCGAUCAAGCUCAAGAUUACGAGAGAACUUCAAAACGAAGUUCACAAACACAGCAUCUGCGCCACUUCAGAUUGAUGAAGACAAUGAUUUUUUCGAUCCACCACUGUUAGAUUCUCUUGGGAUGGGGCGGUUCAUCGGAAGGGAAGAUGAUGAACAUGAAGAUGUUAGUACUGAUACAGAUAUGGAGUUGGAAACGGUUGAGAGAGAAUUUGCAGAUGAGGAGAAAAACGCACAACAUGAAAAAUUUGGACAAGUUUCAGGGUCAAAUAAAAGUCCUAUUACACCAUCUGGGACAAAAGAGAAUGUAGAAAACAUUGGGCAACAUAAGGAAGGGAAAGACAUUGCAUAUGCCUACAUGACGCCUAUGGGUGAAAAUGAUGAAGAAUGGGGCAAUAUAAAAGAAUUGAGUAGUUCACAAGUCUAUAAACUGCCUGGAGUUGUAGAUGAAGUAUUGGAUAUGAUGGAUAAAGCAUCAAGUGAGAAGAGGGAUCUGAUGUUGGAGAUUACAAUGAGGGGUUGA
This is a messenger RNA of Lactuca virosa, 528 nucleotides long. NCBI's taxonomy places the organism in Eukaryota, Viridiplantae, Streptophyta, Magnoliopsida, Asterales, Asteraceae. The record is from the annotation of a GenBank genome assembly.